Messenger RNA from Anas platyrhynchos (mallard), 1086 nucleotides. Its product is annotated as N-alpha-acetyltransferase 20. The record is from RefSeq and is a predicted model, not a curated record. Gene Ontology annotation, cellular component: NatB complex. Gene Ontology annotation, biological process: N-terminal peptidyl-methionine acetylation. Gene Ontology annotation, molecular function: protein-N-terminal amino-acid acetyltransferase activity. Lineage: Eukaryota; Metazoa; Chordata; Aves; Anseriformes; Anatidae.
UUGUUUGCAAUCUAACGCUUGUGUGGUGCUAUGUAGAAACAAGCUCCAAAGACACCCCCGCUCCCCACCCGACUCUUCCCCCUCCCCCCAAAAUAACAAACAAACAGAAAAACCCACCUCUUUUGGCUACAUGUAACGUGUUUGCAGGGUCUAAGCUGUCUUUUGCCAGAUUAGCAAAGCUGCCCAAGUUCUACCCCCUCAAAACGACCAGAAAUUUCCUUUAGUUGCUCAGGUGAUGAACUAGUUUUUUGGCUUGUAGCCCUCUGUUCUUCCAUUAUUCCAGUCAGACCCCGAAUUCUGCUCGUUUAAAGACUCGUGAGAAUUGCUUAAGGCUUUUAUUUAGAAGGCACUCCUCAAAAAACAAGUUUUGAAAAAUGAUUUAACUUUUUUAAUGCUAGUCGAGAGAAUAGUGUAAAAUGAGCAAAAUGAUGUCUGAUGCAAUGAAGCAGAACUGUACGAGAACCAUCUGCAUUGUCUGCGUAAUGGGUAAAGCAGAAGGCUCUGUGGCCAGGGAAGAAUGGCACGGACAUGUUACUGCUCUCUCGGUUGCACCAGAAUUUCGACAGCUGGGUUUGGCUGCCAAGUUGAUGGAACUAUUGGAAGAAAUCUCAGAAAAAAAGGGCGGAUUUUUCGUUGAUCUCUUUGUGAGAGUAUCAAAUCAGGUUGCGGUAAACAUGUAUAAGCAACUGGGCUACAGUGUGUACCGGACAGUGUUAGAGUACUAUUCUGCUAGCAAUGGAGAGCCUGACGAGGAUGCUUAUGGUAUGAGAAAAGCUCUUUCCAGAGAUACGGAGAAGAAAUCUAUUAUACCUCUUCCUCAUCCUGUGAGACCGGAAGACAUUGAGUAACUGUAAACCGUGAUUCUCAGGCAUCAUGCUCAGAAUUUUGGAUUGCUUUUCUGUCUACCUUACAGAUGAGAAAACAUAGCCGCAAUGUUUUUUUUCUCAUGAAAUACCAAAAGCAAUAUUGAGAAGUUUACUUACACCGUCUUUAUUGGUAAUAGCUGCAGACUUGUGAACUUCCCCUAGUGAAUUUUCUUUUUAAAUAUUGGUAAAGCAGAGACUAUUAAAUGGAAUCACCUGGUGA